Messenger RNA from Hippopotamus amphibius kiboko, 3086 nucleotides. It is a transcript of the gene SSX2IP, whose product is annotated as SSX family member 2 interacting protein. The transcript is spliced from 16 exons. Lineage: Eukaryota; Metazoa; Chordata; Mammalia; Artiodactyla; Hippopotamidae. The record is from RefSeq and is a predicted model, not a curated record. The coding region runs from base 791 to 2596 and encodes 601 amino acids.
AGGAGCAGCCACAGCAAUCACCAGGAAGACCCCGCAGGGGACAUGCAAGCUGGAUGCGUUACCUGGAGCCUCUGCCGCUGCCGGUGCUAUUGUGUCCGCAUCUUAGAUUCCUGCAGCUCCCUUGGGAAUUCUAACACUGGGAGAACUUCUGUCUCCGUCCACCUCCAGCCCGGGCUGAAUGCAAUGACAGAGGUGGAGAAGGGAGGAGCAAUAACUAUACCACCCGCAGCAAGGGAUCAACUUGGCUGACUUAAUCUCUUAUAACCCACGCUCUUCAAACUGACUCGUGAAAGAGAGACCAGGUGGCACACUGUGGCAAGCCGGAGUUUGCGAAAGAUAGGGGUAUCUGAUUACUUCCAUACAGACGAUGAGAAAGGAGUCCAGUGUUAACCUUCAGGUGGCCAGAAUUUCUAUUCCGGCCAUGGAAAAUGGCUUCCUGUGCAUCACCUACCCUAAAGCAGUAUGAGGAACCUGCCAGCCACCUACACUGAGAAGACCUAGGAACUGGAGGUGACGAAGACACAACCAGAUGCUGUUACUGUAUGAUUUGUUCUCUAAGGAGAUGCCUACAUAGAAGAGUGACAGCAGCUGGGCUGAAUGUUUCCCUGCUGAACUGGUUCCUCAGGUAUCCUGGCUCUGGCGAUUGCUAUGGGAGAUUGGAUGACUGUUACAGAUCCAGGUCUGUCUGCAGAAAGCAAAAAUAUCUCUCAAUAUACCUCAGAAACAAAGAUGUCUCCAUCAAGUUUAUACUCACAGCAAGUGCUAUGUUCUUCAAUACCGUUAUCAAAAAAUGUGCACAGUUUUUUUAGUGCCUUCUGCACAGAAGAGAAUAUUGAACAAAGUAUUUCAUAUCUUGAUCAGGUUGCCUCCCCCAUCACCCCAGGGGCUCCUCCAUGAGAAGUCUUCCCCUUAUUUUACUGAUGCGGAAACCUACGUGCCUUCCAGAUCACAGGAGUUGACUACUUUCGGUUUUCCUUCAUUAUAUGAAGAAUCCAAAGGUAAAGAGACAAAGAAACAAUUAAAUAUAGUUGCUGUUUUAAAUUGCAUGAAUGAGCUACUUGUACUUCAGCGGAAGAACCUUCUAGCUCAGGAAAAUGUGGAAACACAGAAUCUGAAACUGGGAAGUGAUAUGGACCAUCUACAGAACUGCUAUGCAAAACUUAAGGAACAACUGGAAACCUCCAGGAGAGAAAUGAUUGGUCUUCAGGAAAGAGACAGGCAGUUACAGUGCAAGAACAGGAAUUUGCAUCAGCUACUGAAAAGUGAGAAAGAUGAGGUGCAGAAAUUACAAAAUAUCAUUGCAAGUCGAGCUACUCAGUAUAAUCAUGAUAUGAAGAGAAAAGAGCGUGAAUAUAAUAAACUAAAGGAACGUCUACAUCAACUUGUUAUGAAUAAGAAGGAUAAAAAAAUAGCUAUGGACGUUUUAAAUUACGUGGGGAGAGCUGAUGGGAAAAGAGGCUCCUGGAGGACGGGUAAAACUGAAGCCAGUUUCUUUCUCAGGAAUGAAGAUGAAAUGUAUAAAAUUCUCUUGAAUGAUUAUGAAUAUCGUCAGAAACAAAUCCUAAUGGAAAAUGCUGAACUUAAGAAGGUUCUUCAGCAAAUGAAAAAGGAAAUGAUUUCUCUUCUUUCUCCCCAAAAGCAGAAACCUAGAGAAAGAGCAGAUGAUAGUACAGGAACUGCUAUCUCUGAUAUUGAAGAAGAUGCUGGGGAGCUGAGUAGAGAGAGUAUGUGGGACCUUUCCUGUGAAACUGUGAGAGAGCAGCUUACCAACAGCAUCAGAAAACAGUGGAGAAUUUUGAAAAGUCAUGUAGAGAAACUUGAUAACCAAGUUUCAAAGGUACACCUAGAAGGUUUUAAUGAUGAAGAUGUAAUCUCACGACAAGACCAUGAACAAGAAACUGAAAAACUCGAGUUAGAAAUUCAGCAGUGUAAAGAAAUGAUUAAAACUCAGCAGCAACUUUUACAGCAGCAGCUCGCUACUGCGUGUGAUGAUGAUACCACUUCGCUACUACGAGACUGUUACUUGUUGGAAGAAAAGGAACGCCUCAAAGAAGAAUGGUCCCUGUUCAAAGAGCAAAAGAAAAAUUUCGAGAAAGAAAGGCGAAGCUUUACAGAAGCGGCUAUUCGCCUAGGAUUGGAGAGAAAGGCAUUUGAAGAAGAGAGAGCCAGUUGGUUAAAGCAACAGUUUUUAAAUAUGACUACUUUUGACCACCAGAACUCAGAAAAUGUGAAACUUUUCAGUGCCUUCUCAGGAAGUUCUGAUCGAGACAACCCUACAGUAUACUUGAGGCCACAGCAAAAGAAGCCUCAUGGUGCGCCUAGUGGGUCUCCAGUUUGCACAUCUAAACUUACUAAAUCUCUUCCUGCGUCUCCUUCUACUUCAGACUUUUGCCAGACACGUUCCUGUGUAUCUGAACAUAGUUCAGUCAAUGUACUGAAUAUAACCCCUGAAGAAACUAGGCCAAAUCAGGUUGGAAGAGAAUGUACGAAUCAGAAGUGGAGUGUGGCAUCAAGGCCUGGAUCACAGGAAGGUUGCUAUAGUGGAUGCUCCUCAACCUACACAAAUUCCCACGUCGAGAAGGAUGACUUACCUUAGACGUGUGAACUGGGAUUUUUUUUUUUUCCAUUAACAUGUUCAUCAGAUUUCACAUCUGAGUUGAAACAGGGUGUGUUAUAAAGUCAAUCAUCUCUAAUAAUUUAAGAUGGUCUGUGUUGUUUGUUUGGACUUCCCUGUUCCUCCCCCAAAGAGCUAAAAUGUUAAAUCUAUUUAAAUGGAUAUAAAAGCUUUGGAUAUGUAUUUUUAGUAACAGAAGCAUCUGGUUCUGUGAAUAAAGGAAUGUAUAGACGUUUGGAUGGAAACAAAGCACUAGAAGGAGUUUCCUCUUAUAGGUAUUAAAAAUAGCACUUUUAGGAAACUGACUAUUGUAAAUGUUUAAUUUUGUCUCAUAUAUAGCUGGCAUUGGAAGUUUAGCCUUUCCUUGAAAGUAUACUGUAGAUUUUUAACAAAGCAAGUUCUAUAUUUAUUAUGUUUAGUGUGAUUUGAAAUAUCCUCUUUCAUAUGUUUUAAAUAAAGUGAAAUUUAUGUA